AUUGAUUUUAUUAGCUCAAUACAAUAGUCAGCAAAAUCAAAGUCUAAAUAGCUUCAAGAAACUGUUUUAACGUCUUCCGAACCUACUCGUGCCAGUUGAUUUAGUGAGUAAUUUUGUUUUUGUUUUGAAUUGCACUGUACGUAAGCAAAAAAAGGGUAACAUGUUUGGUUCUUCUCAAAAAACCCCUGUUAGGACUUGAAAUUGGGUAGUACAGGCGAAUAGCGCACAGCCCUGUUGAAGGUUGACAGCUGAACUGUCAGAGGAAAAGGAAGAAGGAAGAAGAUAAAAAAAAGUGGAUUUGUUUACUUCUGCCUAUAAAGUUUCCGCACCCGCCUACCUAAUACCCGGCCUGUGAGAGGCACUCGAUCCCGUCCCCAAUCACCCCAAUUCGAACGUCACCUCAAGACCUACGAUGGAACAUGACGGAUUUCGGAACGAGAGGGAGGAGAAGAGGAAAAAAGUGCUUGGAUUGGCCAUUGCGUCAGAAGAAACAGUUAACAGAAUUAGAUUAUCAAAGUCAGCGCAGCGCAUCGUUGUUGGCAAGUUCGUCGGAAAGUUCACAGUUUACGACGGUACGUGGUAUCGAGCUGCGCCUGAAGUUAGUGCCUCGCAGAAGUGGCCGUGCAUGCAAGUAACCCGACAGCAAGAAUCGGCCAACGCUCCGGUAUCCGGAAGAUCAUCACGUGCCGGAAGAAACGAAUUCGAGUGCGAGAAGAAGAUGUGCCCCGGACGUCGUAGAUCGCUACCAGCACCACCAACCGGAACCACCCCGGGUGACCGCGUCAAUCCUCCUCUUCAAUCGCUCGGCUGUCCUUCCUGCAGCCAGGCAACUCGUCUUCCUCUAAAAAGUAGAGCGGCGGAAUUAACAAGGUCAAGUUCUCCUUCACGGUCGCCGUAG
Molecule: messenger RNA, 898 nt
Organism: Culex quinquefasciatus (southern house mosquito)
Lineage: Eukaryota; Metazoa; Arthropoda; Insecta; Diptera; Culicidae
Exons: 2
Coding region: 413-898 (161 amino acids)
Source: RefSeq, a predicted model, not a curated record